Molecule: messenger RNA, 1298 nt
Organism: Ceutorhynchus assimilis (cabbage seed weevil)
Lineage: Eukaryota; Metazoa; Arthropoda; Insecta; Coleoptera; Curculionidae
Source: the annotation of a GenBank genome assembly
UUCAAUCUCUUCUUUAUUGAUCAAAGCAUCGAUGUCUCUUAUGAAUAAACUCUCUUUUUCUUUUUUGUUAAGUUAACAGUCCAACUGUGAAAAAUAAGAUCCAUAAUAUGAACUCAAAUAAAACUUUGUCGACCCUUGAAAACUCGCCACACUGACUCCAGAAAAUACCUGCCAUCUAUUAUCUUUUAUCCUAACCGAAUUGCAGCGUCAUGCCGAAAACUGGAAAAUCAAUAUGAAACAGCUUUUACCAUUAUAUGGAUCCAAAAACUGAAUUGAAAUUGAUAUCUGGAAUCUGCGUAACAAAGUUAAAGCAUAGACAUCUAUAAAAAAAUAAUGCUCUCUUCUAACCUAGAUUAGGCAACUAGGUAGAUAAAAGUGUGGAAUAUUAAAUAAGAAUGGCUGUAGAAGGAACUUAUGAAUAUGAGUGUAUGAGAGCAGAACUAUUGGGCAUAGAUAAACCAGAUUAUGAAGAGUUCGUAAAAAAUAAGGCUGAAAGAGACGCCGCUGAGCAAGAGGCUCUGGACACUGAAAUAAUGAGGGAAGCACAGUCACAAGAAGAAGAAUAUCAUCAAGUUGGUGGAAAGCUUAACGAGCUGAAUAAUAUUUUAAAAUCGACACAGAAGAAAAUAAAUUCUUUUGCAGCACCUCUCUCAAAUUUCCUCAAAUCGAAAAUCGGACGCCCUAACCCUAACAGCAGCAAUAAUCCACAAGUGAACGAAUGUUCACAGCAUCAAAUGGCGUCCCAAGAAGAUCCUGUUGAAAAUCUUGGAAGUAAUCAACCUCAAAAAUCAAGCGGGCAAAAGAUCAGUUUUGAUCCAACGACAAUUGAUAAUUUGAUUGACAAGUUUGAUCAGGCCCAUGGUAGCAUGGAGUCUCAAAAUAAGCAGAUGAAGAGAUUUUUGAAAUAAUAUUUUCUGAAUGGAACUUGAUGCUCAGAUGGUUUUCAUGAGACGCUUUGCAUCGUCUUCCACUAUGUUUGACUUUGGAAAAAAUGAUAUACAAUUUUUCAUCUUUUUUAUGUGUCUUUGCUUGAUGCACUGUGGAAAAGUAGUUGGUACUAUUUUAAACUAUUAGUUUUGUUGUCGCAGUGCUUCUGUUAUUUUAUAAGAUUGUAUUUUAGUUCUAAUAUUGCAAUACAUAUAAGUAAAUAUAUUUAUAUUUCAUUUACAAAGUUUAUAUGUAUGUACUCUAAUUUAUUGAGUGUGUACUUACAUAAAUUAUUGUUGAAAGAUUAUAGGUCCGUGUAGCUAACAUAAACGGUCUUUUAUGGCGUUACCGUUAAAUAAAUUCAGUACUGU